AUGGAUAUUAAUGAAUCAUUAAGAUAUUUAAAAUAUAUGAGUGAUCAAGAUGAAGUAUCUAGAUAUAAUCUUGAUACUGUUUUUGUACCAGAACGUGAAGCUGGACCAACUAAUUUUUCAAAAUUUAUAAUAACAGAAAUAUCUACAACAAGUAAACCAAUAACUUCAACUAUUAAACCUUUUUCUGUAAAACCAAUACCUAUAAUAACAACUUUAUCAACCCCAAAGAUUAAUUUUAUUAGUUGUCCAAUCUGUAAAAAUGAAUUCAAAGAAAAUGAAAUCAAACUACAUUUAAAAGAAUAUAUUAAAAAUCUUUUAUCAAAAGAUACUGUUCGUGAUAAACUAGAAGUGAAAAGGCAAUCACUUGUAUUUGAUAAAAUAAAAGAAUUAGUUAGUAAACUUACAGAUAUUCAAGUUAAAGAACUUAUUGAUAAAAUUCAAAAACUUAUUGAAAAAUAUAGAGAAAAAUUUAUUGAUUAUAUUCCUAAUGAAAUAAAAGAAAAAUCUUAUAUAACUUUAAUAAAAUAA
This is a messenger RNA of Racocetra persica, 528 nucleotides long. Lineage: Eukaryota; Fungi; Glomeromycota; Glomeromycetes; Diversisporales; Gigasporaceae. The record is from the annotation of a GenBank genome assembly.